Eutrema salsugineum is the source of this 795-nucleotide messenger RNA. RefSeq names its product transcription factor MYB20. The coding region runs from base 10 to 795 and encodes 261 amino acids. The record is from RefSeq and is a predicted model, not a curated record. NCBI's taxonomy places the organism in Eukaryota, Viridiplantae, Streptophyta, Magnoliopsida, Brassicales, Brassicaceae. The transcript is spliced from 3 exons.
AAAAAAUCAAUGGGGAGAAAACCUUGUUGUGACAAAAUUGGAUUGAAGAGAGGUCCAUGGACUAUAGAAGAAGAUCAUAGACUCAUGAACUUCAUUCUUAACAAUGGCAUCCACUGCUGGAGAAUUGUCCCCAAACUCGCAGGUUUGUUGAGAUGUGGGAAGAGCUGUAGAUUGAGAUGGAUAAACUAUUUGAGACCCGAUCUCAAGAGAGGUGGUUUUACUGAUGCUGAAGAAGAUCGGAUUAUGGAACUUCACUCUCAACUUGGAAAUCGGUGGUCUAAAAUUGCCUCUCAUUUCUCUGGUCGAACUGAUAACGAAAUAAAAAACCACUGGAAUACGAAGAUCAAGAAGAAGAUGAAACAUCUUGGUUUAGAUCCGGCUACGCAUGAACCGAUGAAUAAUAUUAUGGACCAAACCGAUCCAAACCAGAAAAUCAAACCUACCAUCAAGGAAGGAGAGAAAACUAAGGAUCAAAUUCCAAAAGAUGGUGUUAUAACAGACACAACGAAAACAUUAAUAAUGUCCGAUAAUGACGCAGAACUUAUGGCGAAAAACUGCAAAACUCUAUGUGCAGAAGAAGUAGACAUCGGAUCUCUAUUUGAAAUGCAAGGCAACGAGAUAUCUAUCUCGUCUUCUUCUUUCUCAUCUUUGUAUAGUAAUAUUUCAGGAAGUGAAUCUUCAUCAUAUCUUGCUGAAGAUUCCAUCUCUUUAGAGCAAUGGGAUUUGGAUAUGACGGAUCCUUUGUUACCAUGGGACCUCUUUGCCAAUCUCGAUGAUACUCCUUUCCUUUUAUGA